GUGAUGUUGCAUCCAUUCUCUGGCAACUACAAAGCAACCCGCAGGCCGCCGUCAUAUACCAAAGGUGUCCAUCUCUCAUCGUCUCCCCCAACCUCACCUCUCACGAGUGCCGCGGACGAAGAUGAGGACGUGCCGAUGUAUGACGAUGAGCCCCAACCAUUCCUCCUCGACUUGGCGGAUGAAGAUGAGGUGACGAAUCAGCUGUUCAAUGAUGACGAUUGGGAGAUGGAUGGGACGGAGGAUCGGACAGUUGUCCCGGACGACGAAGAUGAUACUAGAGUGUGGGACGCUGCCAUGUCCAGCGCAUUCGACGCACGUGAACAUACGAUAGAUCUGAGCGGAUGUUGCCUAAAGUCUAUCCAUCCUAUGAUCGCCGAUCUGUCCCAUUACUUUGUACUGCCGGACACGGUUCCUCAACCGAACGCAAAGCAAGCGUUCAUCCGAGCACCAUCCGCACCAACACUGAACUUCAAGCCCCCUUCGAGAGGCAUGCAGAGAUCCACCACGCUUUCCCAAUUGAACGAUAAUUUUGCUUCGGGGAAUCGGCGUGUCGACCAAAGUGUAUCUCUCUACCUAACGAACAAUUCCAUUGACAAAAUCACUGUGGAAGUUUGCGGGAUUGAAAGAUUGGCGGUACUCAGUUUGCGUGCAAAUCAACUAACCCACGUACCGGAUUGCAUUGCCCUGCUGACCAAUCUGCAAGAACUGAGUAUAUCUCAAAACAAGAUUGCCUAUCUCCCUGCCUCCAUUCUCAAGCUUAAUUUGCGCGUGUUUGCUCUUCGACCGAACCCAUUACUCCCUCCUCCACAAGAUUAUCCUGCCACGAGCCUGGGCCCACUAGUCCGUCACGGCUGUCCGAGUUUGAAGGAACUUUGUAUCAGGGCGCUCACCUCACCGCGACCUUAUCCACCGAUACGAAACUUUGCGUUACCUAUUCAAGAAAUCGCGCAAUCUCUAGAAGACUCUUUGUAUCUCUCGCUUGCGCCAGCACAAAAAUAUCACCGGCAGAAGGCAGAUGCCUCCUUGAAGCCCAUCUGCUGUCCGAACCCGCGGCACACAGAACAGGAUGGGGGAGAGAUCUGGUUUGUGGAGCCAGCAGAAGAGAGGUUGCAGUGGCUUACUGAGGUCGCGGGUGUGGAUAUGGGUGACGCAGUGCCAAUUCUGUGGAAGGGAUGCAGCAUUGGGUGCCUUGACUUCCUGGAGAAAGAAUAGGGGAUAUCAUCAUCAAGAUUCAGUUCACCCCGCAUUUGGUGGUUGUAUCUUCCGAUUGCUCCCUAUCACCCCGAGUCGAACUCCGAUCUAGCGUCUCCCACACCCACGUCUGUUGGUCUCAAUGUCACCUUGACAAUUAACCACCAUGUCGUCAUUCGUACACAAUGAAGAACUCAAAUACGAAGGACCGCAUACAACGGCGGAGCUCAUCCGCCUCCUUGAUGAUGCCAAGGACGCUAUGCGGCCUUGGGCCGCAGGCUCGGAGCCUCCUGACGACUUCAGGAGGCGAACAUGGCAAAUGGCGGCGUCACACGCUACCUUUUUUUUGGCGCUCAGUCACAUCCUGAGGAUUGUCCCCACUGUUCCUGCUGCAACUACCAACGAAUUUGUGGAAUAUUGUCUAAUGUGGGUUCUUUGUGUUGAACAUCACCACUGGUGGGAAGAAGAGCUUUACUAUCCGCAAUUCAGUCGCGGAAUGCAUACUGACGAGAUAAUCAAGGAGCAUGAAGCGUUCAAGGGGGGCCUGGAGGAUAUGAGGGCGUAUCUCAUGUCCUGUCUACCCCCUGGUUCGCCACAUGGGUUUGAGAGCAAAGUGACAACCAAGGAGAAAUUGGAAGACUUUGACGUGAAGAAGAUGGAAGACAUCAUCUGGACAUUCAUAAUACCAUUUAUAUCACAUCUGACCGCUGAGAUUGAUUAUCUGCACCCCGACAAGCUCCGCGCCGCAGAGAGUUUGGAAGAAAUGGAGCGAUUAGAUGAGUGGAACACGUCAUAUUUCAAGAAUGAGAUGCCACUCGAUACUUUCAUGACUUGGCUAGUCCUA
This is a messenger RNA of Dacryopinax primogenitus, 2035 nucleotides long. RefSeq lists its product as uncharacterized. NCBI's taxonomy places the organism in Eukaryota, Fungi, Basidiomycota, Dacrymycetes, Dacrymycetales, Dacrymycetaceae. The coding region runs from base 4 to 1212 and encodes 402 amino acids. The record is from RefSeq and is a predicted model, not a curated record. Gene Ontology annotation, molecular function: protein binding. The transcript is spliced from 9 exons.